AUUCUAAACAAAACUCCCCACGACACACCCGUCCCGUCUUUCGGUCUCCGACGUGCGCUCGGCUUCUUUUUUAGGUGCGCGAACGGAGCGGCAAGGACCGACCUGCCCGCCGUAGCGCAAGGUUAUCAAAAGCUAGAAGAGAAAAAGGGGGGGAAAAGAGUGAGCGACUCGGACCGUCCUCAAAAUAUCAAACGCAAAAAAAAAAAAGAAAGACGAACAAAAACACCGCACGCGCGAGUGCGCUCGCACGCGGAGCGCCGUGGGUGGGAAAGGAGGCGCCGCCUCCUCGCCCAACCAUUCCUGCCUUCGAGCGCUGGCUCAAGCCGAUCGGGCUUUCGGGCGGUCGGUGGCGGCGGCUGCGUCGCCGUAGCGCUCUCCUGGCUCUCCUCUCCCGCCGCACGCCACGACGACGCACGCGGCGGAGAGAGCCAACUUUCAGAAUCGCUUUUUUCCUCGCGUGGGUUGGUCCACCGUUGCGGCCGCGGCGAGCGGUAGUGGUGGUCGCUCGUGGGGCCUGUUGCGCCACGACGGCAACUCCUUCGCCGGACCAGCUCCGAAGGAACUGUUCCUUCCGAGAACUCUGCGGCUCCUACCUACAUCUACCGGCGCCGGCGGCUGCAACAGGUGAAAACGGUGGUGACCGGCGAGGGAGCAAAGUAAUCCCGGCCGCACCGCGAAUGUGCGAGAAGGCUGUGUGAUUGUGCGCCGAGGAGCCUCGGCAAAGAAAGCAGCGUCGUGCGACGACAACUGCCGAGUUUGCCGUCUGGGAAGGAAAAACAAUAACCGAAGCCGGCUGCCGCAGACGAGAGCUACAACUGCGCACGGAAAGUUUUCUUUUUUUCCUAUUUUUCUCGCUCAUUGUCGUACUCCAUCGCGGUGAUACUGCCCCAACGCGUGCGGUGCGGCUCGUUUUGUGCGUUCUUUUCUCGUGACUGACGUCCCGUUGCGAGCCACGUGUUCGCUCGAGACAACGGCGCUGUUUGGGCGGCGUGCCGGCCGGCGAUGUUGGCGGUCGUGCCCCGGCGUCUCGGCGCGUAGACUUCACCGGUGCGACGGCCUGACCUGGAUUUGGGACACGUUGCAGCCCCCGGCGACCGAUCAUGAGGACCAUUCCUAAGACGGCGGCAACGAACGCCCACAGAAGAGCACGGAAGACCCGAACAGAGCCGGGGCCACUCAAUCUUUCGCGAGAAGCACGUGGCUCAACGCAGCGGCACUGAAGCACUGGCGUUUUUGCCCGCUACCGCCGUCGCAGCAGCAGCGAUUGCGUAAUACGUGUACAGUAUACAGUCUCUAUAGAUAGCAUCAAGCCAGUAUAUAUAUACACCUCUGACCAUGACUCUCAUCAGCGGCGAUAGGCAGCGGUUCGCGCGCGACGACAGCGUCUCCAGCUUGGGCACCAUGACCAACUCUCAGAGCAACGAGCCGCUCGUGGUCGGCAAGGCGCCCGUCGUUCCGGACGCACUCGGAGUUCCCGAUGCCGACGUGCGCCCUCGCACAAACGCCACCGACGUCUCCGGCGACGACGCGGGCGGGACUUGCGGCUGGGGCUGCCUGCGACCCCGCUGGCUGCAGCGGUUUCGCACGCCCCCCUGGGUGCUGUUCUUCCUGUGCUGGGCCGGGUUCCUGCAGGGCCUCAUAGUGAACGGCUUCGUGAACGUGGUCAUCACGACCAUCGAGCGCCGCUUCCAGCUGCGCAGCUCCGAGAGCGGCCUGGUGGCCAGCGGCUACGACAUCGCGUCCUUCCUGCUCCUGGCGCCCAUCAGCUACUUCGGCGGCACCCGGAGCAAGCCGCUGUUCGUGGGCGUCGGCUGCCUCGUGCUGGGCCUGGGCGCGCUCGUCUUCUCCAUGCCGCACUUCCUGGCCGGCACGUACGCCUUCAGCACCGAGGACGACAGCGAGAGCCUCUGCCUGGCGGAGGCGGCCGCCGGCUCGCAGGGCUUCUGCGCCCUCAGGGAGGCGUCGGGCGGGGGAGGCGGCGGCGGCUCCCUGAACCAGUACAAGUACAUGUUCCUCGCGGGUCAGAUGUUGCACGGCGCCGGCGCGACGCCGUUCUUCACGCUGGGCUGCACCUACUUGGACGAGAUCGUGUCCACCAAGAUGUCAUCCGUGUACAUCGGCAUUUUUUACACUAUGGCGAUCAUCGGCCCCGCAUUGGGCUACAUUCUAGGCGGCCAGUUCUUGAAGAUCUACACUGACCUCUCCGUAGACGCUUCAGCCCUUGGCCUGACGCCCUCCAGUGGGGUCUGGGUUGGAGCCUGGUGGAUCGGAUUCGUCGUGUCCUCCGUGACGGCAAUCCUGGCCGCCAUCCCCAUCAGUGCCUUUCCGAAGGUCUUGCCAGGUUCGCUGAAGCUGCAGGCUCAGAAGAAGUCCGAAAUGCACCAGAAACUGCAAAAGAGUGAAGCCGUGCAAAGUGGCUUCGGCGCCAGGGCCAAGGAUCUUCCAGCCUCAUUCAAGAUACUAAUCACCAACCCGACAUUUGUGUUCCUAAGUCUGGCAGGAGCGACCGAAGGCAUGCUGGUGUCUGGCCUGGCGACAUUCCUUCCGAAAGUGAUUGAGUACCAGUUCAGCAUCGCAGCAAGCUUAGCAGCUUUAAUAAUGGGUGCAGUCACUGUUCCAGGUGCCGGCGGAGGCACCUUUCUAGGAGGCUACUUCGUCAAGAGGUUCAACCUACGCUGCUCUGGCAUCAUCAAGAUGUGCAUCCUCUGCUCUCUUGUGCCACUCGUCACUAUCUUUGCCUUCUUCUUCAGCUGCCCAAACGUCAGAUUUGCAGGUGUCAAUUACAAAACAAACAACCUUACUGUGGGAAUCGACCGCUUUCUCAAUGAGUGCAACAACCAGUGCCAUUGCCAAAUAGAAGACUUUGACCCCAUCUGCGGAACAGAUCAUGUCAUGUACUACUCGGCGUGCUUCGCUGGCUGCCAAAAAGUCCAUCACUACGAAUCAACGAAGGUGUAUGAGGACUGUCGCUGCAUCGAUCAUCCAGGCCGGAACAUAACACUGGAAGGCAGGCAGGUGACCAUCCAGGCGGAGCGGGAUAAAUGCCCCAGCGAGUGCAACUUCCUUGUCUUCUUCUUGAUUGCUAUGUUCAUCUGCAUGGUCUUCACAUUCCUGGUCAGCAUGCCAUCACUGGCUGCCACACUCAGGUGUGUUGCAGCUAGCCAGAAGUCUUUCGGACUCGGUAUACAAUGGAUUACGGUGCGGUUAUUAGGAACCAUUCCAGCUCCCAUCUUGUUCGGCUUACUCAUCGACCAGAGCUGUGUGCUGUGGCCUGGCUCAUGUGAUGACUCGGGCGCAUGUGCGGUCUAUGAGAAUGGCCAGAUGGCUCGCAAUUUGCUUGCAUUGCUGGCCACUGUAAAGUUCCUCUCAUGCCUAUUCUUCUUCCUCUCGUGGCUCCUGUACAAGGCACCCGAAGGUGGCGAUGAUGACGGUGACGUCAUGGCAGCCGAGAAAGAAAAGUGUGGUGUCGCCACCAUCAAGCAGGAAAAGGCUGCAACUUCCCCAUACAAGUCAGCCACAAAUGGCUCGGUGACAACAGAGCAGCAGCAACAAAAUCAUCACAACAGUGACAGCAGCACUUGGUUUUGAACAUUACCAAGAGACAAAGACUACAAGUAGCAUGGCUCUAUGUGUAAUAGUGAGGUUCGCCAUGGUGAUGUGCAAAUGAAAAUGCAGUAUGGGCUUUUUCACUGUGUGUCUCCGAGUGCCCACUUUUGGCAUGAACUCCAACAUGAGGUGAAAGCUUCUCCUGUUUCAAGCGCCCAUUCUUGGCAAAUUUCCUGUAACAGAAAGUUUGCAUUCAGUGCAUAUCCCCUAUGUCAUAUGCAACUGCAGCCCUAUAGAGGUGUAAGCUGGUGUGAGCUGGCAGGCUUUCAGUGGCCAAUUGUGAGAAGUGCAACACUAGGCUUUUCAUUGUUUUCAUUUCGACAAACCUUGAAUAGCAUGAGCACACUACUCUUUGCCUCACUGCCAAACUAGAGAGCAACGUCGAUCUUUUGCAAUUGCUGAACCGCCAUGUGUGCUUGAAGGAUCUUCACAAAAGUCACCACAUGCGAACUGUGAAUUCGGCAAUUGAAUGUUGCUGCUGGCACCAGGAAACACCCUGGUAUGCCAGACACCAGGUAUGUGUUCUUGCUCAACAUCUGUCCAUAAUAGCAGCAAGCCCAGUUGUCUACAGCUUUCCUGUCAACCCACCUCAAUUUGAGUAGAAAAUUUGAGAAAAGCUCAUAUUCUGAUUUGUGCACAUCUGUGUGAUGAUCCAAGUUCAGGAAGAGGUAGCUGCAGCAUAUAGACUGCCUACAGGAUUCCAGCAUCUGAAAGCUUGGCAAACUUCUUGGAUGUCUGAGCCUUCGUGCAAUUUUUCAUGCGGGAGUGAAGCACAAUUUCAGCAGCACCGACAUGUGAUUCUCAGAAUAUGUUGUGCAAGUCCUCAAGAAAGUGAUGCCGUGUGAGUGUGUGUGAACUGUGAAUCUACGGUAUGCUAGGCAGAGUGCAGAUGCCACUGACUGACAUCAUUUCUCAUGUUGAAGUGGUCAAACAAAGGGACCUGUUUAAGUGAAUUGGUGGACAAGUGAUGCUUCAGCAAAACAAGCACUAGGACUUAAUCAUGAAUACAAUGAACUGUUCUGAGUGCCUGUUCUUAGCAGAUUUCCUGUGCUCUUUUUGACAAUACCCGUAGCAAAUUGGUGGGACAACAUAUCUGUAGAUUUGUAAGAGUGUUUGCACUUACAUACUGUGCGCACAAACUGACACAUGAACAAAACAUGUCUGAAAGCUUGCAGUAAUUUUUUCUUUUUGAAAGUGCACAAAAUGUGACGCUGUUUUGCAAUUAAACAAUUACCAUUAUUUGCACUAGAACUAGAAACCUCAUGAACAUUUGGUGCAAGAAACACUGCUAAGUCGGCAGUGCCUUAAAUUGCAAAUAGCAGACUUACUCACAGUGCAACUAUGCUGAGAACAUUUAGUUCAAGUGUUAUUAAAUGCCAUUCGAAAGCAAAUUUCUUUAUGGCCACUUUAAUUGCGGAAUACAAAAAAAAACCUUGUACAUAGCUUUCGUGCCUGUUACAGAACCAGGUUGGAUAAAUUACUCCAGAGCCCCAUGGCAUCUUUCAUAGCGCAAGUGUAGCUUUGGAAUGUAAAACAUAAUCACUUAUCAUAUAGUACUAUACUGAAGCACAUAGUACUAAUGCUAUUCCUAAAACAAGAAGCUCCCAUUCAUUUAACCCCUGAGCAAGCACAUAUGGCCAGGCAGUCUUGAAAUUACCUAUUUAAAUUCUUGCUGUAAAGUGUGUCGGCAUUCUACAGACUCCAUAAAGUAUGACAUGGCUCUUAAGAAAAAGAUAACACGCAAAAUAGACAAGGAUGAGAGGGCAAAGAGAUGGACUGGCACAAAAUUUCAACUAAUUUUAUUUCCACACAUGUGCAAUAAAGCUGUGCACAUUUAAUAUGGGAAAAAAGGUAAGUGAGAUAUGUACAACAUAACCAUCACUUUCUUUUUCUUUUUAUAACUAAAUGUGGGCUGCCUUAUUGUACAUGUGUGGUAAUGUGCUUAUAUUCAUGAGUCUGAUGGAAAUAAAAUUAGUUGAAAGUUUGCGCUAGUCUGUGCCUCUACUUUCUUGUCCUGUCUGUUUUAUGCAUUAACUUCUUCCAAAGCAUUAUGAACCAACUAGCACAGCAACAAGUCUUAUCGAAGUUUUAUGACAUAACAGUAAUCUCACAGUAUAUUAAUGCUUUGACAGUAUGAAGCAUAACGACUUCAUGGCUUAGUGUUCGUUCUCUUCUUCUGUGAUACUGAAUCCGGUGACAUUUAUUUAUCUCAGAAUGACAGCAGCCAAAGCUAACGUAUUUCUUAGCGAACUUGGUGAACUUGUAACAAGCACUCCCACUUUUCCUGUCAAUUGUAUAAUUGUCCCAAAGCUUAUUUAAAAUAUAACUGUGUUCAUCAACCCUCGCAUUUUGAUUUGGCAUUUGGUGACAUUCCUUAAUACUACCUAAUCUUUUUGUUUCUCUCUAAAUGAUGCUACUAAUGUCUUUUGAGUGCUUUGCGACUGUCCAUAUGGACAUUAUUCUAUUCAGCACGUUACCUUCCGACACAUGACCUUGUAAUGUUUACUUGAGAGUAUUUUGAUUUAGUGUCACUGCAAAAUGUUUGCAUUUGCAUUGGCUUUAUGCACCUGAUUUGAACACAAACAGAAUUCGUAUUACAUCAAAUGACAGAUGCCACAACUUUUCUGCAAGUAACUUGCCAAUUGAUUUUGGGGUUCUUUUAUGUAAGUGCAAAGUCAAUGACAUGUGUAAGAUAAACAUUGCCAUGUGGAGGGGUGAUUCUGGUUCUCGACCGUGACCUUUCAAAUAAAAAGACAAAGUAGCAUUUUUGUUCAAAACAUUGUAAACUAGCAGAACAUUGUUUAAUAAAUCUGGUUGGUCAUUAGUAGAUAUAGCAUGACAUCACUCUGUAUAGCCCCCAUGCCUCCUACAUCAGUGAGUAAAACAUCUUGCUUUCUACGGUUCUGUGCAGAUGAGUUUCUUUCUGGACAAAUUUUUGAUAAAGAUUACAAAGCCAGCCUUGAA
Molecule: messenger RNA, 6570 nt
Organism: Dermacentor andersoni
Lineage: Eukaryota; Metazoa; Arthropoda; Arachnida; Ixodida; Ixodidae
Gene: Oatp26F
Product: Organic anion transporting polypeptide 26F
Biological process (GO): sodium-independent organic anion transport; transmembrane transport
Cellular component (GO): basolateral plasma membrane
Molecular function (GO): protein binding
Source: RefSeq, a predicted model, not a curated record